UGCAUUUCCCUGAUGAUUAGAGAUGUUGAGCAUUUUUUCAUAUGUUUCAAACAAACUUGUUUUGAUAUAUUUUCUAGACAAGGGUGACAUUGUAGAGAACUAAUACUGAUUUUGUCAGAGUAUAUGAUAAUCUGGUGUCAAGAGGAAAAAAAUAUAUAUGAAGUGUUAUAUCUAUUAAUAUAUAUAUAUGAUUGUGUGUCUGUGUGUUUAGCUUUUGGAGGUAAUUAUUCAUCUAUCCAUCCAGCCAAACCACUUCACAUGUUUGAUUGCUCAGGCUGUUCUAGUGAUAUAAUAGUGAAGAAAAUGGACCAAGUUUUCAGAAACUUGUAUUUUAGUGAUGUGAUGCCUAAUGGAGAAGAGUUCUGAAUUAAAAAUAGAGCAAUUGAGGUGGUUGGAGAGUAAGGGUGAGGGUGUUAAUUUAUAUAGGAUGAUCAAAAGUGGUCUUUGGUAAAAUUGAUCUUUGAGCAAUAUUGUGUGGUCCACGUAAUACAAUCACAGAUGACUAGGAUUAACUAGAGAUUGAAUGAAAUACAGCAACCAAAAUCAUUUGAAAAUUAUGUAGAUCUUCAAUUAUAGAGCAUUACUUCUGGUUUUCAAAUUUUAAAAUUGACUAAAAUGGUAUUUGUUGUUUUAUUUAAAUGUUGAACACUUAACUACAAAGGCCUAUUCUAAAUAAACCCUGAUUCUCCAUCUUAAGAGGAGUUGUCUGGGGGAAUGUCACAUAGAAAAAAAUCAGUUAUAACUACAGAAAGAGGACAGUUUGGCAGACUUAAGUGUUUUUUGUGUGUUUGUUUGCUUUGAGGAAUUUUUUCCCUAAGAAAACAACGGAGAUCAAGGAAGGUUAAGUUUCUGAUGACCAGAUGAUAAACAUUAGAGAGGAGUUGAAAAACUGAAGCAUGUCUAGAGGAAAUUAAAAGAGGAUGCAGGAGCCCUGAGAAUCGGAGCUCGAAAUUGUGUAGAAAUGACACCUGCAGUAAACUUGGUGGAAAGAGGAGUUAGAACAGUCUAAGACGAGGAAUUUUACUGUUUUGAUUCCCUGUUACUUCUAGAAAGAAAAAAAUAUUGAGAUAGUUACAACUAAAUGUCAGAUGUGCUAAAUACACAGGACAUAGAUAUUUAGGAAUCUUGGUGCAAAGAGAAGGAAUUAUUCUGUGCUAAUUAGGACAAGGGAGGUUACUGGAAUGGAGUAAUUGAGCAUGUAGUCCAUGCCAGGACACCAGGGCCUAUUCUGGACUUGCACAACCCUAAGAGUGAAUUUUGCACCACUCAAAUUUUGCACCCUAGUUGCUUCCCUUGUUUCAUUCUAGUCCUGGCCCUACAGGGCACAUAGAGCUUAGGAGUCUUCUCUGUGGCCAUCAAACUUCCCAUCCCACCCCACUUCCUCUCUUUACCUCUCCAUAAAGCCCUUUUAUCUGCUUGCUUUUUCUUCCAUACUUAAAUAUCAGAUUUAAGUGGCAGACAGUGUAAUGGGGAAAAAAGUCUUAUUUCUAAACCCCACUGCUUAUGAUAAGAAAUAUUAAUAGCUCCAUUCUUCCAGCAAUUCAUCUGCAGAUAUGGAUGAUCCUCCAACUCUGUGGAAAGCACUGGAAAUUAACCAGAAGUGCAGGCAACAGGAGACAGGAUAGUUUGGUUUAGGCAUGUUGCAUAGACAAGUGAUCACAACCAGUUGAUGAGGUGGUAUAGAAAAAGUACCCCAGAGUUAGAAGAGAAAGGCAAAGUUAGAGUUGGAGAUGUUCAGGCAAGGAUAGGGGCUAGCAGGAGAAGCACAGCCUUUCAGAAAUCCUCAUGCGAUGAUAUAUGACCCAGACAGAGGCGGAUGGUCUGAGUUUCUUGUUGGGUCAUGACUCAGGCUUGGAAGAACUGUCAUUGAAAAGCUCUGAUAGAUGACAUUCCUCUCAGUGCCCCUUGAAGUGUUCUGAGCCAGGACAUACUUGCACUGGCUUGUAAAGGAUUGGCAAGGCCCUUCUGCCUUGUCAGAGCAUGGCAGUGCUGGGCAGAGUCGUCUUGACAGGGACUCAUGCCCAGAUAGAACUAUCCAUCUUAAGAUCUCAAGGCUUGGUGAACAACUCUCCUUCCUCAUCCAUAGCAUAGCUAAAGGAGUCUUAUUCUUUUUUCCAUUUUUUCUGUUUACUUACCCUUUCCUUUUCAUCCUCUAAUUCAGUCGGUAUUCCCCUCAACCUUUCCAUCCUUGGCCUUGCUCGUGUCAUUCUUCCAGUUGGAAUGCUGAGCAGUGAAUGCAUCUCUCCCUCUCCUACCCAAAUCUAGAUAGGUACAUCCUUGGAAGCCCAUAUUGAGGGCUGCCUAUUCUCUAAUGUCUUUGCUAAUCUCUUUUUAUUCUAUUUUUACAUUACCGAGAACUUUAGAGUCUUUUUGCUAAUCUCUUGGAUCACUCCUCUGAGCCCUUCUGACGCACUGUGAGCAUUCCUUUGGUUCUAACUAGGAGGCAGUUAAGGUGAGUGAAAAGAACUUGGACUUAGGCAGACCUUAGUUAGAAUUCCUGUUUCCAUUCCUGACUAGCUCUGUGAUCUACAGUUAAGUGUAUUUACCUGAGUUCUGUGCCCUCAUCUGCAAAGUGAAGAAUCAAAUCUUACCUUGCAAGUCUGUUGUACAAUAUAUGAAAAUGUAUAUAAUGUGUGGAAAGCCUUUAGGACAAUUCCUGGCUGAUAGUAGAUACCCAAUACACACUGGCUUAUAUUGUUAACUUUUGAUAUGCUGGAACUGAACAGAAAUGGCUUUAUUUAGGAGAAAGGAAUCAGGAGGCCAAUACUGGGAGAACAGAGGUAGGACUGGGGACAGGUAUUGAGGCCAUGUAUGAAGCACUCCAAAUUAGGUCCCCAGACCUAAAGGCAAGGCAAGACAUGCUCAGACACUAGGGGAGCAGUGAGAUAUUGUGUACAAGCAGCUAGUGACCAGAGGUCAAGGCACAGAUUUAGCCAUUGGGCUGAGAUCAAGGAGAAUAUACACCAAGUGUUCAUGACUAUGGUUUAGUAAAAAGAUAUACAGCCAAUAUUUACUGUACACUUACUUUGUGCCAGAGCCUGUUCUAAGUGUACCAUCUCAUUUAGUCCUCACAAUAGCCUUGAGUUAGGUAUUAUUAUAAUUGUUCCCAGUUUACAGAUGAGAACACUAAGGCAGGUAGUUUAAAUGACUUGUCUAAAGAAACACAGUAAGUGGCAUAGCCUGAAUGCCAACCUAGGCAAUCUGGCUCCAGAGCCCAUGCUUUUAAACUACUGCUUUCUAGUAGAUCCCUUCAACUAAAAGCCUUUCUUUGUUGGUCCAGAGGCCAAAUUGAAAGAUGUGCAGCCAGCAAAGAGCAAAUAAGUCCCUAAUUUAUUUAUUGUUAAUAUUAUUAAUGUAACAAAUGGUUGGUAAACCAUUUGUGAAUCCCUACUGGAUUCCUGUACUAUGCUAAUGUGCUCUGUGUACAUUCUUCUUUAAUUCCCACAACUAUUAUGCAAGGCAUUAUUGUAUCUAUUUUAUAAAUGAAAAAAAGAAAAGGCUCGUGGAGUUGUUUUCUUCCCCUUUGCAUCAGAAGAGCACUACUUUUUCCAUCUACUCCUCAACCCGCAGCUAUCUAGCUUCUGCUCCAAGCCUUCCACUGAAACUCCUCUUACUGAGUUUACAAAUAACCUUCCAGUUGUGAAAUCCAGAGGACAUUUUUCAAUGAUUAACUCACUGGACCUCUCUUCUGCAUUCCCCUUGACAAUCACUUUAUGCUACAUUGUUUCCAGGACCAUGUCUCUGACCUAUUUCUUUUUUCCCCUGUAUCUCCCCAUUUCUUUUUUCUUGCCCUACUCUGUAAAUGUAUGUCUUCUUCAGGGGCACAUCCACAGCCUUCCUGAAUCUACAUAUGCUUCUUGGAUGGUCUCACCCAGUGGUCUCAGCUACCACUGAAAUGCUGGAGGUAGGGGAGAUGAUAGCAUACCCUUGACACCCAUCAACUUCAGACAAAGAUUAUUUACAUGCUGGAGACUCUUGUCCAUAUAAGCAUCUCAAAUUCAAUUGUAUCAAGCUGAACACAUGCAACCUUUUUCUGCACCACCCCCAGUCCUGACUCCACCCCACCCUCUAUUAUUUCAGUUGAGGUGCUGCUAUCCACCCAAUCAAUUACCCAAACCCAGAACCUGAAAGUCAUGUUUGGCUGCUCUUCCCAUACCCUCAGUACAGUGCCCUGUACUGUUUUCUCCACCCUAGUCAAAACUUUUUUAAAAGAAAGCUCAAAGCACAAAUGCAGAGAAUGACAUGAUCAGAUUUGAGCUUUCUACCCUUACUUUGACCUUCAUUGCUCUCAGGAUAAAUUCGAAGGUCCUCAACAAGGCUCAAGGCUCAAGUCCUCCUCAAAGCUCCCUGGAGUCCUGUUUCUGUCUGCUGUUGAGCCCCAUUUCUUGCCACUUCAACCUUGCUCUCCAGUUACACCUAACUUUUUGUGAUUUCCUGAACACACUAUGCCUGGCUGAUUUUUUUCAGAUUUUAAUACUCAGCCCCAGAGUCACCUCCUUCAGGAAGCCUUCUGUGAUCCUAUAGGCUGGGAUAUAUAUUCACAUGGUUCAUGUUUUGCCUUAAUGCUCCUAUAUUCCCUUAUGAAUAUUUCUGUCACUUUGUUUUUAGUAUUGAUUUAUGAUUAUUCCCAUGUCCAUCUUUUCCACUAGAUGGGAAGUCCUUGCUGAGGGAAUACACUAUUGAAUUCCCAGGAUCUAGCCUAUAAUAGGCCCCUCAGUGAAUGUUGCUUGAAUGAAUAAAUAAAUGACUAACUUUCCCAAGCUUAUGUUACAAAUAAGUUCUGAAAGUGGAACGAAAAUAUGUUGUACUCUGAAACUCAUGUUCAUUCUGCUUACUGUAUUUGCAUCACAGGGUAGUUAAGAGUCCUUAAAGAGCUGAUUUUUUUUUUCUUUAUAUGUACAUAAAGAGCUGAAUUUUAAGGGGCUAAACCUCCCUAUCAUAAAAUUUUCCUUCCAAUUUUUAAAAUUAGUUUUAAUUUUUUAGUAAUAUAUUCACAUGGUUCAGCAAUCAGUAUAAAAAAUUGUCAAAUUUUUUCCCAAUUCUUACUCCUUUUGCCCCAAGAUAACCAGCCUUGUUUCUUAUAUCUCCUUUCAGAUUUUCUUUUUGCCAAUGCAUGCAGAUAUAAACAUUCUUUUUCACCUCCUUUUAGAAAGGUAUUGAAAUUUUUUUUAACUUCUCUACUUUUUCUUAAGUGAGUAUAUGCUAACAAAAAGAGCUAACCAGUACCCAGCUUGAAUGAAUUCACAGAAGGAUACUUGGAAGAAGACAGCUAUUUAAUAAGGCCGGAGGGCGAUAAUCCUGCCUGCUCACUGGCCUCUACGGACAUCCCGGGCCUGCAGGAGAGAGCCUGUGAUGCAAGUAUCUCCACUAAGCAGAUUCUCAAGCUCCCUAGAGUUACCUUUUCUCUGGAACUUUUCCAGGCCACUCCCCCUGAUGCAAUAUCUAGGUUUGGGCAGAAAGGAGGGUGCUGCAGAGCCCGCCCUUUCUGAGCUUUCUGGGCCGUCUCUGGCUUCUAAACCAUUUUCAGGCUUCACUGUGACUCAGACCUCAGCUCCAACAUAUGCGUUCCGAAGCAAGGUGGCUGAGAUGGGCAGAGUGCUUCAUUCUGGAAGGAAAUUAUGUUCCAGGUCAAACUGAGUCUACCAAACACAGACCUUCACAGUGGUUCUAAAAGAAAUCUGGACAAGUCUUAUCAUGUGGUUUUUCUACGCCUUAAUUCCAUGUUUGCUCACAGGUGCAGUGGCCAUUCUACCUGCCCCUCAGAACCUCUCUGUACAUUCAACCAACAUGAAGCAUCUCUUGAUAUGGAGCCCAGUGAUCAUACCUGGAGAAACAGUAUACUAUUCUGUUGAGUACCAGGGGGAGUACGAGAGCCUGUACACGAGCCACGUCUGGAUCCCCAGCAGCUGGUGCUCACUCAUGGAGGAGCCUGAGUGUGACGUCACGGAUGACAUCACGGCCACGGUGCCAUACAACCUCCGUGUCAGGGCCACACUGGGUUCACAGAGCUCAGCCUGGAGCACCCUGACACAACCCUUCAAUAGAAACUCAACCAUCCUCACCCCACCUGGGAUGGAGCUCACCAAGGAUGGCUUCCACCUGGUCAUUGAGCUGGAAGACCUGGGGCCCCAGUUUGAGUUCCUCGUGGCCUACUGGAAGAGGGAGGCUGGUGCUAAGGAACAUGUCAAAACCGUGAGCAGUGGGGGCAUUCCACUGCACCUGGUAACCAUGGAGCCGGGGGCUGCAUACUGUGUGAAGGCUCAGACUUUCGUGAAGGCCAUUGGGAGGCACAGCGCCUUCAGCCAGGCAGAGUGUGUUGAGGUUCAAGGAGAGGUCCUUCCCCUGGCGCUGGCCCUGUUUGCAUUUGUUGGCUUCAUGCUGAUCCUCGUGGCCGUGCCGCUCUCCAUCUGGAAAACGGGCCAGCUGCUCCGGUACUCCUGUUGCCCUGCGGUGGUCCUCCCAGACACCUUGAAAGUAACCAAUUCACCCCAGAAGUUAAUCAGCUGCAGAAAAGAAGAGGUGGAUGCCUGUGCCAUGACAGCUGUGCUGUCCUCUGAGGAGCUCUUCAGGACCUGGAUCUAGUGGGCUUCGGGAAGGGCCCGGGUGAAGCUGAGAAUCUGGUCUGCAUGACACAGGAACCACGAGGGGACAGGCUGUGUUUGUUUUCUUCCAUGGACAAGGGACAGUAGAAGUAAGAAGACUCUGCUGUCUACAGAGGCAGAGUGGUUUGCCUGAUGGAGCACUGACUUGGGGUCAGAUGUGACCUCUAGACCUGGAGCUGCCAUUUCCCUACCUGAGUGACUCUGGGGAAAGUGACUUUAUCCCGCUAGUCCUCAGUUUUCUCAUCUGUAAUGGGAAAAGUAACUACAUACCGGCUAAACACACACAGUUUCUCUCUCUCCAGCCAUGCAAGUGCUAGGUGUAUGUGUGUGUGUGUGUGGGGGGAGGUAUACCCACACACACCCCCAGUAUUUGUGGGACUGUGAAACUGGUGACAUUGAACAGUGUGACGGGUUCAGCUUUUCUGGAGAGCAGGGUACAAACGUGUGAUUAAGAACUAUCGUGGCCUCUCCACACUAGUUGGCUUGGAAGUCCCAUUUUCCCAGAGGAAACCUUGGAGAGGAAGGGAAGGGCAGAAGUAAUGGUGUUGAUUUCACCUCAAGCCAAACGCCUGUGCAGAAGUAAAUGAAGGGCUCAGUAAGCUCUACAAUAGGUGACCUGGACGGAGGUCACAGCACACUGAAAAUGGAACAUGCUCAUGAAACACUAAAUGUUGAGCGUGUGUGCACACUGAGGACAGCAGCAAAACGUACGUGUGCACUGAGAUGAGAAUGCAGAGGGAUGUCUGUAACAAGUGGGACAUUUGCUGUGCUCCUUUGGAGUUGCUAAAGGGCAGAAAGGGGCCACCUGGGUAAUCUUUUUGGUUCCUGCCCAAAAGUGGUCUUCAAAGUUCUAGUGACAUAUCAACCUUGAGUCCAGAGAGGUCCCAAAGGACACCCAUGGUCAGGAGGAUGGGGGCAACCCCAGGUAGGGCCCGGGGCAGGGUGGAGCAGUCUCAGGCUUCUGCACAGCCCCUGGGAGUCCAGAACCAGGGGCUGCCUGGGGUGGGGCAGCCUCUGGCCGCAUAAGGAACCCACUAAGGCAGCUGGCAAAACCCUACCUGGUCAGGGUGCUCCUGGGCCUUCCCUGGAGGCCCCACACCACAGGUAGGGUCCCUUGAGGAUUCUCUUUACCUUGACUGGCUUGCUCAGGGUAUCCUCAAGCCCCUUCCAUUUGCUCAUCUAGGACCUGCCUCAGGAAGACUCUGUCCACCCUCCCCCCAACCAGGUGGAGAGCCAACAUCUGAGAAGGAACAGAGGGAGGAAGUUCCUUGAGGUGUGAAGGGCUUGAUGAGCAAGGCCUGUGCCUUGCUUUGUAACACCCACUACACCCUCCUCCCCGCAGCUCUGGAGCCUCUGAGUUGGUCCAUCUCCACCCCCACUUCCUGGGCCCCUUCCAGCCACCGCAGCGUCGGACAGUCUGACUGCUUCAACCAGGUGUUUCCCUCGUGCCAGAUAGAGGCUCACAGCCCUAUCUCCACCUGGUGGGGUCUCUCCAGGGUAUGAGAGAGCUGAAGAUCUUUUCGCUUGUAUCAUUUUGUAUGCUUCUGUGUUGUUUGACUCUUUUAUGAAGAGUGUGUGUUAAUUUUAUACUUGGCCUAAGCUGGAAACAUAUUUUCAGUUUGCAAAAAUAAAGACCAUGUUACUACA
This is a messenger RNA of Microcebus murinus (gray mouse lemur), 8249 nucleotides long. It is a transcript of the gene IL20RB, whose product is annotated as interleukin 20 receptor subunit beta. Gene Ontology annotation, biological process: cytokine-mediated signaling pathway. NCBI's taxonomy places the organism in Eukaryota, Metazoa, Chordata, Mammalia, Primates, Cheirogaleidae. The record is from RefSeq and is a predicted model, not a curated record. Gene Ontology annotation, cellular component: plasma membrane. Gene Ontology annotation, molecular function: interleukin-20 binding; cytokine receptor activity.